AAGCUUUUUUCUUCUUCAUUGAAUCAUCCGACUGUUGGGGACUCCAGGUAACACUUUUCAUUUCUUUGUUGCAUCAGAUCAUCUUCCUGCAUCAGUUUCAGAGUAUCUUUAGCAUGUCGAUAUGUACCUCUGGAGCACAUGGAAGCAAAUAAUAGUUGUAAUGGUUUUAACCAUAAUUGUGAAAUGUAACUGAAUACUUAUACUGUGUAUAUGCACUCUCCUUUGUACUACAUCUGCUGAACAGCAGUUUCCCUCUGGAUAAAGUUCUAUUUGAUUUUAUUGUUGAAAUCUAACACAUUCACAAUUAUUGUUGUAAUCACUCCUCCAGAAUUCCAAUAGGACACAUAUUACACAAGUAAUAAUGAAUAAUAAGAGUAUAUAAUGUUGAAACACAUGGUCUGUAUCACACUAAGACAUGGAGUAAUACGUUGCUGGACACAGAUUUAUGCUUAACAAUUCACAAACGAUCUUCCUUUUUAUCUCUUAUGUGUUUUUCAACCGUCUCUCUCCCAGAGAACGUGGCCUUGCGUGGAAAGGCGACCCAGUCAGACCAUUAUGACCACGUGCGUGAGGCUCAUGCUUUCAAUGCUAUUGAUGGAAACCGUGAUACUAAUUUCCAUUUGGGAUCAUGCACCCACACUGAUGAAGAGACCAACCCCUGGUGGAGAGUGGACCUGCUGGACUCCUACAUCGUCACCUCCGUCAUCAUCACCAACAGAGGAGACUGCUGUGAGGAGAGGCUCAACGGGGCAAAGAUUCACAUCGGCAACUCUUUAGAGAACAACGGUGCCGCAAACCCAGUGAGAGAACCUGGCCCUCAGAGGAGACGCCUCACAGUCGUCAGUGUUUAAUUUUGGCGAUGCAUAUGCAGCCAUAGAUGGGAAUCCUAACAGCAAGUUGU
Messenger RNA from Anarrhichthys ocellatus (wolf-eel), 901 nucleotides. Its product is annotated as fucolectin-4-like. Bases 486 to 851 code for a protein of 121 amino acids. NCBI's taxonomy places the organism in Eukaryota, Metazoa, Chordata, Actinopteri, Perciformes, Anarhichadidae. The record is from RefSeq and is a predicted model, not a curated record. The transcript has 2 exons.